GAAGGCUGGGCGUAAAAGGCUGUCUCCAAAAGUAACAUCAGCAGAGCUGAAGCCUGGGAACGAGUGGCUUGGUGAGAGCCCAGCAGCCACAAUGCAGCUCUUCCUGCUCCUGUGCCUGGCUCUCCUCAGCCCUCAGGGGAGCCCCUCCCGCCGCUUCCGGGCUAAGAAGAAGCUGCCCAAGGAGCCCCCCAGCAGGGACUUCACCUUCGAACUCUACAGGGCCUUGGCUUCCGCUUCCCCAGGCCAGAACGUCUUCUUCUCUCCCUUGAGCGUGUCUACAAUCCUGGCCAUCCUGUCCGUGGGGGCCAAGGGCAGCACCCAGGCACAGAUCCUGGGGGCCUUGGGCUUCAACCCCCAGCGCCAAGCGAUUACCAAGUUCCACGGUGACUUCCGGCGUCUGCUGGUGGGGCUCACUCAGCACAGAGAGGGUUUUGAGCUGAACCUCGGCAAUGCCCUGUUCGUCAGCAAGGGGCUGGCCAUUGACAACAUCUUCCGAUUGGCCAUCAUGGCCGCGUACCUGGCUGACACUUACUCCAUCAACUUUGAGGACCCUGCAGCAGCCCAGAAGCAGAUCAAUGACUAUGUGGCCAGGCAAACCCAGGGCAGGAUCACAGACCUGAUCCAGAACCUUGACAGCACUGACAUCAUGGUGAUGGUGAAUUACAUUUACUUUAAAGCCAAGUGGGAGAUCGGCUUCAACAACAAAACGACUCAGGCCCAGGACUUCUACAUGACCCCCGAGAAGAAGCUGCAGGUGCCCAUGAUGAACCGCAAGGAUCAGUAUUUCUACUUCCUGGACAAGGACCUCUCCUGCGCGGUGGUGGGCAUCCCCUACGAAGGCAGUGCCAUUGCCUACUUCAUUCUCCCGGGCCAGGGCAAGAUGGAGCAGGUGGAGAACAGCUUGAGCAGGAAAACGCUGCGGAAGUGGACCCAGCUGACCAUGCGAAGGCAGCUCAAUCUUUAUCUUCCCAAGUUCUCCAUUGAGGGCACCUACCACCUGGAGAAAAUCUUCCCGCAGCUGGGCAUCAGGGACAUCUUCACCCACAGUGCUAACCUGUCAGGCAUCUUCAAGUACUCCAACAUCCUGGUGUCUCAGGUGGUGCACAAAGCCAUGGUGGAGGUGGAGGAGUCGGGAACCAGAGCUGUGUCGGGCACAGGGGCGGUCUUCAGCUUCCGAGCAGCCUUUCCAAACUCCAAAACGAUCACCUUCAAUAGACCCUUUCUAAUGGGCAUUCUGGAGAACUCAACCGUCCUCUUCUUUGGCAGAGUGAUGCAGCCCUGAGGUGGGGCCUGUUCUGGCCCCUCUGUCUGCUGGUAGCUAGAGCUUUACCUAGGUUUAGCUGCUAAUAAGUCAAAUGAUCCUAAGAAGAUCAAUAAGCAGAUGACCACAUCCGGCCACACAGUUGCAAGACAUGGGUGCCUCGGAGACACAUCCAAGGUGGGGAUUAUCCCAGGGGCCCAGCGAGUUCAGGGAACUUGCCCAAGUGCAUACAGCAUGCUCUUAACAGCACAGAUGGCCCCAAAGUCCAAGCCUCUGAUGCUCAGCCCAGGGCCCAAAACCCUGUGGGAGGGUACAUUAGCAGCCGAGGGCCACCAGGAAGCACAUUUGCAAGCCCUGUUGCCCAUCUGUGAACAAUGGCAGUUAUCAAUUCAUUGUGGUGUGGAAAGAGAACUGGAGUGGGUGUGCACUGGGGCUAUUGUCCUUGCUCUAACUGGCUCGGAGGCACUGAAGUGACACCGUCUCUCUCGGGACCGCAUGUUUUCAUGUGUAUGGGGAAGGAUCAGGGCAAGGUUCCAUAGGCCCCUUGACAUCACGGACUGGGCCAUUCCAUGCCAGCCCUGGACCAUUUCUGUAGACUCGGGGCCACUCAUGAGUUAAGUGAAGCAGCUGAGCCUCAGGUUGACAUGGGCCCAGUGCAGGACAGUGUCCUCCCAUGAAUCAAGGCAUAAUCUUCCGGGCCUGGCCAACGAGGAGCACGGAGGUCC
Messenger RNA from Octodon degus (degu), 1986 nucleotides. RefSeq names its product serpin family A member 5 (gene Serpina5). Gene Ontology annotation, biological process: negative regulation of endopeptidase activity. Bases 92 to 1282 code for a protein of 396 amino acids. The transcript is spliced from 5 exons. Gene Ontology annotation, molecular function: serine-type endopeptidase inhibitor activity. The record is from RefSeq and is a predicted model, not a curated record. Lineage: Eukaryota; Metazoa; Chordata; Mammalia; Rodentia; Octodontidae.